This is a messenger RNA of Manacus vitellinus (golden-collared manakin), 2178 nucleotides long. RefSeq names its product centromere protein U (gene CENPU). The transcript is spliced from 11 exons. Gene Ontology annotation, cellular component: nucleus. The coding region runs from base 307 to 1347 and encodes 346 amino acids. The record is from RefSeq and is a predicted model, not a curated record. Lineage: Eukaryota; Metazoa; Chordata; Aves; Passeriformes; Pipridae.
GGGCGGGCUGGGACCUCCUGCGUGAGGGGAACUGCAGCGGCGGAGCGAAGGUACGGUCCUGAACGGCAUCGUCCGCAUUUAUCUCUUUUAUGUGCCUCGCUCGUUACUAACUAACAUGCUAUAUGGAACUUAUACGUCGGUCUAGGCUAAUGAAGUGGGGUUUACUGCUUUUAGAGUGAGCUGAGCUUAAUAAAUUGAAGUAACAAAGAUUUCCCGUUCUCUCCCAGGUACUGACACAGAGAAAGCAGAUUUGUGUCGGGGGCAAUUUUUCACUGACUUUAUCCUCAGCAUAUACUGAAUAGCGAAAUGUCCUCGAAGAAGAAAAUAAAGAAGACUCAUACAAGCUAUAAAUUAGAGGAACACAAAGCCAAUUCCAAUCUUCGCUGGAAAUCACUUCUGCUUGAGGAACCUGAUGUCUCAAGGAUAUUGAAGGUAGCAGAAACAAAACACCUGGAGGAGCUGGAUGAUUCCUUUGAUCACCCUUUGCACAGUACUGCUGUGGAUGCUUAUGCAGAGGAACACUCACAAAAUGAGUCACUUGGUCGUGUUUCAGCACUGCAAAGGCAAAAUACAGAAAGAAGUAAAAAAAUGCAUCUAUCAAAGACAUCUAAUGGUGAUAAGCAGAUACUCAAAACAGCUGGUGCUGGAGAUGGACCUCUUAAGGAGACUGUGAAGGGUCUGAAUGCUACUCAGUUCCAGGCGAAAAAGAAGCAGCCUUCAGAGGAGAGCACAUCAGACCCUUCUGUGGACAGCCCACAUUCUGUACAGGUUUGGUGUCCCAAAGAGCUGGAGAGAUCUCCUAGAGAUAUUACAGAACUGGAUGUUGUUCUGGCUGAAGUUGAGAAGAUAGCAGCAAAUUACAGACAAAGCAUAGAAUCAAACAUUUGCAGAAAGGCUAUCAAUGACUUCUGUUCUGCUUUCAAGGGCCAAAUCACUGAUCUUAUAGCAGGAGUCCAGGAAUUAAAGAAUAUGAAGAGGAAAAAUGCUAAGGCAGUAACAAACAUCAAAAAGAAAAGGCAGCGACUGGUGCAACUCAGAGAAGAGCUAAUUGGAGCUGAACCACAACUGACACAACUAGAAAGAGAAUAUGCUGAGAUAAAGGAAAGGAAAUCUUCCUUGAGGCAAACAAUUGAAUUACUUACUGAUUUAAAGGAGCUACAACAAGACUGUUUGGAUUAUAGAGAAGAAAACCCAAAAGAAAAAGUGGUAUAUGGAACUUCCAGCCUCCCUGCUCUUCUGAUGGAGUCACGGAGAAUUCUAGGAGCAGAAAGACACUUUCAGAAUAUUAAUUUGAAACUGGAAGAGGCUCUGGCUGUACAAAGAGAGAGGUUAUCAAAGAAAGACUAAGUGUUUUUUAAGACUUUUUAACAUUUGUUAAAAACAGUUAUUAGAAUGGUAGUGUUUAAAGCGUGAUUAGUCACUGUUGCUCUAUUUUGUUUCAAUGUUAAAAAGUCAAUGACUUGUCGAGAUGUAUCUUUCUAUUGUCAAAUAGUCUCAGUGUCAGUGAAAUGACUGAAAUAGCAAUCCCACUUAAAGUAAUAAAACUUUUCUGUGCUUGUGAACAAUGUUGGGUUUUAAUCUUGUGCUAUUAAAGUAAUGUGAUCUUGACAGCAACAUACACUUUUAAAGAGAACACAGACUUUGGCUGAACUAUUCACAGAUAUCUUUUUAUUAAAUUUGUAUUUUAAAUAAAUAAUUUCAUCCCAUUUCUGGAACUAAAGAAGUCUGCUUAACUUGGUUUAUCAAUAAAACUUGGACAUAAAACUAGCAAAAUAGAAACUGUACAGCAGAGAGCAUUAAAAGUGCUAAGCUUGGAGCAGCAUUCAUGAUGAGCGUUUCAGUCCAGCACUCUUCAGACUCGACGUAAUCUUCCAUGAUCUCCUCCUGCCUGUUCAAGAUCAUCCAGCUAAUCUGCUCUUUGUCCUACACCUCUGGAAUAGUGCUUUUGAACUACAUCGCAGUAUCUUUCCAGAGGCACAAAGCAUGCAGGUGUCACUGCUGGCAGUCUGUGUGCUGGCCAAGCCAGUGGUUAGCUGCCUUCUUUAUUGCAAGAAUCUUCUUUCCUUAAAGCUUCCAAAAGAGCUUCAUCCGGGAUUUCUUCCAUGGCAUAAUUCAGACUAUCAUUUGCGGCUUCAGCGAGUUCCACAUCUUCGGCAGCUUCCAGGAAACAGGCAUCGU